Molecule: messenger RNA, 2459 nt
Organism: Candoia aspera
Lineage: Eukaryota; Metazoa; Chordata; Lepidosauria; Squamata; Candoiidae
Gene: TUT1
Product: terminal uridylyl transferase 1, U6 snRNA-specific
Exons: 10
Coding region: 46-2436 (796 amino acids)
Cellular component (GO): nuclear speck; mitochondrion
Molecular function (GO): zinc ion binding; RNA binding; poly(A) RNA polymerase activity
Source: RefSeq, a predicted model, not a curated record
UUUGGUUAGAGCGGAGCUUCCGUGAAGGCUGACCAGCUUCCGGCCAUGGAGGUGGAGGGAGCGGGAACGCGGGGCGAUGUCGACUCUCUGCCCCGCGGGGGCUUUCGGUGCCGGCUCUGUCACGUGACGGUAGCCAACAAACCCAGCCUGGAUGAUCAUCUGCGCGGGAAGAAACACCAGCGCCUGGAAAACCUUCGUAGCGUCCGCCAGUCUCAGGAGCUCCGCAGUGUUUUUGUUAGUGGCUUCCACAAAGGGACAACGGCUUUGGAGCUGAGCAACUAUUUCCAGACCUAUGGGAAGGUGCUCAAUGUGGUGAUGGAUAAAGAUAAGGGGGUCUAUGCAAUUGUGGAACUGCAGGAUGAGGAGAUUCUCCAGAAAGUAUUGUCACAGCCCCAACAUAGUCUGGGGGGCCAGAAACUGCGGGUCAAGCCUCGAGAGAAGAAAGAUUUCAGAUACACCCCCCCGAGGAAACAAGGGGCAGCCAGGAGGGAGCAGCUGAGCCCCGAGAAGCUGGCACAGAAUCUGUGCCAGGUGGAUGAUGUGGAUGCCCAGAUGUCCCUAGUUGUGCAACUCUUUGAAUUUUCCGAGACUGAGCGGCGUCUUCGAGACUUGGUGGUCAAGCUUUUCCAGGAGGUGUUCUCCGAAUUCUUCCCAGAAUCGGCCAUCCUUCCCUUCGGUUCUUCCGUGAAUGGCUUCAGCAUCUCUGGAUGCGACCUGGAUUUGUUCCUGGACCUAGAGAAGACGAAAAGCUUCCAGGCGUCUGCCAGGGUUGCAGGCAAGCCACAGGCAGAGGAAGAAGCGUCUCCUGAAAUGGAAUCUCGGUCGGAAGAUUCGAUCUUGACUGAUAUUGACCUGGUCACAGCCACGGUGCCUGAAGUCCUGGAGCUGGUGGCCACUGUGCUACAGAAGUGUGUCCCCGGAGUCCAUCACGUCCAGGUGGUGUCCACUGCCCGCCGCCCAGUUGUCAAGUUUUGCCACAAGGAAUCCGGCUUGCGGGGUGACAUCUCCAUAAACAACAAGCUGGCCCUGUGCAACACACGCUUCCUGCAGUUUUGCACGGAAGCGGAUGAACGAGUGCGGCCUUUGGUCUACGCAGUGCGCUAUUGGGCAAAGCAGCAAGCUUUGGCAGGGAAUCCUUUUGGUGGGGGUCCCCUUUUCAAUAACUACGCCCUGACCUUGCUGGUGCUGUUCUUCCUGCAGACACGCAGCCCCCCCGUGUUACCAACGGUCGCGCAGCUGAAGGAUCUCUCAGAUGAUGGGGAACUGACCUUGGUGGAUGGUUGGGACUGCACUUUCCCUAAAGAUCCAGCCUCGCUGAAGCCCAGCGGGAACCCAGAGAGCCGUUGCUCCCUUCUGGCAGAGUUCUUUCACGUCUUCGAAAGCUGCAGUUUUGCCGGCUGUGCAAUCUCCCUCGGGGAGGGCCGCUCUUUGCCUCUCUCCGAUUUCCUGUUAUCCGAAGCAGGUAGGAAGUUCAAGGUGGGCCCCAUCAACCUCCAGGACCCUUUCGAGCUGAGCCACAACGUAGCAGCGAACGUCAACGAGAAGACAGCUCUGCUUUUCCAGCGCUGUUGCCACAACGCUGCAAAAUACUGCCGGAGCUUGCAAUACCAGCAUAAAUCCAGCAAGGGCAAGAUCUGGGGGCUGGUCCGGCUGUUCCAGCCCGGGGGCCCCCAAGCGGCUGAACGGCUUGUCAUCAGCCUCCCCUGGACGCCGGCGUCACAGUCUCUCUGUUCCCAUGAGCAGCUGCCCCAGAGUAGGGAUUUCCACCAGCUCUGGUUUCAGAGAGUGCGUGCAGGUGUCUCAUUUGUCCUGGAGCACGUCUUGAAAUGCAGCUGCUCAGAGAAACCACAAGGGCCCGGGGAAGAGUGGGAAGCCGCCGGGAGCGAUCAAGAGGAGGAACAACUGAGAACAAAAGCCGACCAAUGGUCAGUGGGUUCCAAACGUUCUCUAGACAUGGAAGAGGGAGGGGCAUCUCCUCCGGCUAAGAAACCCCGGGCUGAUACCUCCCUUCCCACCACGGAAAGCGUGAUCUGGAGCUGUACCGUCUGGCACCGUGUCUGGCUAGGAAGGCGCCGUGUCCGGCGACGGUUUUGCAGCCCGGAACCGGAUCCCAAACAGACAGUAGAUCCCCUGGAGCUGGAGGCAAAAGUAUCGGAGGCCAUUUCUCAACAGGAUGGGGAAACGAGGCCCGUUGACCCUCUGUUUCGAUUCACAGUUUGUGCCAGAACCCAGGAUGGUGGUUCCGGGGAACAAGAUACACAUGUCAGCCUGAGCUUCGCCCCGGUCCCUGAACAAGGGGCUGUUUUCCAAGAUUUUUUUCAUUUCCUGCAAGGUUUUCUGCCCCAAAUGGUAGAGCGGUACCUGACGACCAAGUCUUCAGGCCUACAUACUCCAGAAGGUAACCCUUCUCAAGGGAUAACAUUUGAGCUCCGCUAGACCAUGACAGAAUUUUGUAUUUA